CCCGCAGCUGCCAGUGCUGCGGGACUUCCCGGAGCGGAGGCUUCCCUGCCGGUCGCACCAUCCCUGGCUGCCGGGUCUCAGUCCCGUGCUUCCCGCGGGGCAGGGUGGCGGCUCUUCUCUAGGAAUUUCACAACCCUCCGAGCACCGGCCCCUUCAGCCUGCUCCUUAGUUUAGCCCUUUGCCUCCCCGGCAGCGUCCUGCUGUAAAUGAAUCCCCACGACCCCCCCGAGCGGUGGGGAAGCAGCCCCUAGACCCUGCCCUCCCUCAGUUGUGCCAUGUAGCCUUGACAGGGGGCCGGCUCGUGCCUCACCCCGCGCUACUGCAGCCAGACACGCUGGGUGCAGAGCUGCAGCCCUCAAGCCUCCUGCAGUCCUGCUCUUACUUGUGCACAGAUUUCCCCCCCCCUCCCCCUUUUGAAUCAUGGGUUUCCCUGAGCCCUUGUUUCCAGGGCCCCCUCCUAGUGUAGAGGGAGCCAGCUCAAAGCCAAAGGAAUUUAUUUUAACACUUUGCCCAGAGCAAUCUGAUUGCACAAAGCACUGACAGGAAAGUAGCCCAGUUAGACCAAGUGGUGUGAGACAGCUCCAGCUUAGGGAGGUUAUCCUGCACCUAUUUAUAGAUCCCUUCCUGUACCCAACUCCACCCAUCACAGAGGUUUACCGAGCAGCCGGAUUCCCAUCUUCUGUUUCCUGAAAUACAUUUGCAUUCCCGGUGCCUGAUCAAUCAUACUUCUUGUUACAGUACAGACCUGGAGGGCUGGGGGAAGGGACAAGGCAGGGGCCACAUGUUAGAUGCCAACAGUCAUGCUAAUGGCCCACUUCUCUGUCACCUAGUAAAAGCCCAGGAGCUAAAACUGGGAUGUUCAUGUAGGAAGAGGAAGAAGAUUGGCCUUUGGGUUGUCAUCUUGGGCUGGAUAGUUGAGGAAAUGGUCACCAAUACAGCUGAGUUGCUUUAUCCAGUUGCUCAGCUCUUCUUGCAAAGGUGUUUCAUGUUGCAAAGUUCCUUUUUCUAGCCUUACCUUGACUCCUAAUUUGGUGUCACCUUGUCUGCUCCCUCUGAGCUUGAUUUCCUUUUUGGCUGUUUGGGUCUUGGGACAGAAGUGCAGCCUGCUUAUGAUUCGUAAAUCAUAUGAAAAGCACUUCUUAAUCUUUUGCCUGCUGAGCUUUUGGAACUGAUAGUGCCUGAGAUUGGAAAUUACUGGCAUCUAGGACUGAGACAGAAAGUUAGGGUUCUGCUAGUUGUAAAUAGGUCAGAUGAGACAUGAUCUAUCUUUUAAAUUAAGAUGAUCAUAGAUUGUGUGUUUGGCCAGUAAAUGGAUAUGCUUUUUUUUUUUUUUUAAUUCCAGUUUCUCCUAUUAGCAGGGAAAAUCUGUUUUCUUACCAAUUAGCUACUUGGAUGACAGUAAAGGGGAGAAAAAGCAAGGGACUGCUUUUUUUUGGCAGAGCCACAAAAAUCAAUGAGGUCCUCAUGUUGGCUGUGCAGCAGCAGCAGCAGAAUAGAGCUGUGCUGUCUCUGGUAGUGCUAAUACACCGAGUCCACGUUGGCCAAUUAAGGAGACACAAUCUAGGAGGAGAAAGUAAUGCUAUUCUCAGGCUUCUGCACCAAUCAUUACUGACCAGAGGGAAUUAAAGAAGAAACCAUUUAAAAAGUAGUUAACAAUGUCUGUUUAAUAACUAAUGCUGGCAUGGCAGUGCUAAGCUCCUAGCCAAACUGCACCUGUCACACAAGGUUCAGUGUUCUGGGGUCUGCUUUCUACCAAGGCCUUUCUUGAUUCCCUGGAACAAUCCUGGGAUUGAAAAAUGGUAUUUUAGAGUCUUUGUUUCAGUGCUUUUACUGCACUAAGUAGCUUCUUCAUGAAGUCUUUCUACAAUUUGUUCAUUUUAACGAAUCCUGGUGGGUAAUUGAAUAAGCUCGGCUGGGCUAAGUUUUUUUUCCUCCUUGUUUCUUCUUUUUCACUCUGUUAAAUGUUCCCUUGAUCCUUUUUCUGACCCAAACCCAGAUUGUAAAGUCUUUUUUUGAAAGUGGAAGAAAAUAAAAUGUUGCUGAAUCUUUCUUAGAAAUCUGUGAUAGCUGUAAAAGAGUAUGUAUCUUCUGUUUAAUUUCACUGUACAAAAUGGCCCAAGAACUGACUAGGCAGCACAAAAUCUACUCAAUUCCCUCUUAACCAUAAUGAUGGUAAGGACUAGCUCCCUUCAGCCCCCCAAAAGUUAUUUUAUUUAAAAGAAAAAACAAACCUUUUCACUUCAGAUAGACAGGCAAGUUAUAUUUCCCUGGCUAAUUUAAUUGGCAUGCCGGAUUUUUAAUUAGCUCCUGGAGCUUUCAGAAUAACCCUUCUGUGCUAGUGCUUCCCAAGUGCUGGUGCUUCAGGCUCUGUGGCUGGGAUUCUACAUUUUCCCCUUAUCCUACUUUACCUGCAGUAAGAGCCCAGCAUAAAGGCUUGUGCUUGGCUCUCCUCCACUGACAGAUUGGGUAGAAGUGAAUAGGAAGCAGCAGGCACUGACCAUUGCACCCUAAGUUUGGCUCUGUUGGUAUGUGGUAUUUAACCGGAAGAUGCCUCUCUCAAACCUUCCUGCAUCCCCCCACAUCUACACUACAAUGAACUACUUUAGUAAAACAGCCUUUCCCAUCUCAGUAGAUGCUGGAACUGGGUCCUGCCUAGAGAGUUCAUUAACAAGCUUCUAGAACCAUAGUGUUGCUGGCUUAAAUCAUACCUUGUUUCUUUCUCUUUCCCUUUUUCCUUUUCUUUCUUUCUCUUUUGUUUUUUUCCACCCUUUUGAUCAGAACCGGCUUCCCUUUCUCCAGUGUUGGGAUCUUUACACCAGUCCAUGCCGCAGUGCCUCGCCCGACUGGCUGCGCCAUUGGCCCUGCUGGCUUGGACCUAACCUAGGAUAAGCCUCUGCGUGGGCCUGGGUAGGGGGGAGCCAUGGGGAGCUCUGCCUCGUCGCUGGCCGCAGAGACGGAGUCGGACCAUGGCUUCACUAGCCCACCCUACCCGGGGCACCCGGCUGCAGGCUGGUAUAGGAGUAGCCACAGUGGCCCUGUUUGGGAAAGUGCCCUUAUAACACGGCAGCAUCAGCACUUGCAUCACCGGGCACGAAGUCACACCCACUCUCCUGGUUCUAUGGCUGCUGUGCGGGAGUGGUCCUGCACGCGCUGCACCUUCCUGAACCCUGUGGGACAGCGGCAAUGCUCCAUUUGUGAGGCUCCCCGCCAGAAGCCAGACCUCAACCACAUCCUGAGGCUCAGUGUGGAGGAGCAGAAAUGGGCCUGUGCCCGCUGCACCUUCAGAAACUUCUUGGGCAAAGAGGCCUGUGAGGUGUGUGGCUUCAUGCCAGAACCCGGGCCGGGCGGCACCCCACUGCCCAUCAUCAACGGUGUCCUGCCCAAGCCCACCGUGCUGGUGGAACCCAAGGGGAUCUCCAAGGAGGAUGUACACAAAGCUGAGAGCAGCAGUGAGGAGUCAGGUGGGAAGAGCCCCGAGGAGACAGAGCUGGAGAAUGGCUGGGCCUGCCAGCGCUGCACGCUGCACAACACACCUGUGGCCAACUCCUGCUCAGCCUGUGGGGGGCCACGCAAACUCUCACUGCCCAAGAUCCCUCCGGAGGCACUGGUGGUCCCCGAGGUCAUCGCCCCUGCUGGGUUCCACAUGGCCCCUGCCGCCCCUCAGCCCGGCGUCUCUAUAGAGAUCACAGACAGCGACCCUGUGGCCAGUCAGGGCUCCACAGCCAUGGAGCAGGAUGCUCAGAAGAUGCCAACCUUCAGCCCCUUCUCCCCUGGCCUGCAGAACAACCCUGUGCCCAGGAGCCGCAGGGAGGUGCCACCCCAGCUGCAGCCACAGGUAUCCGAGACCUCUCAGCCCACGGCUCAGGCUGCAGCUGGGCAGAAGGGAUCUCCACAAGGCCAGGCCCGGGUCCCCCCUGUUGCCCGCUUUCAGGAGCUGUUGUGCACCAAGCGUCUGAGUGUGCUGGAGGAGGAGAUGGAAGUCAGCCCAUCACACUGGAAGUGUAGCACCUGCUCCCUGCUCAAUUCUGCUGGGGCUAGCAAGUGCGAGGCCUGCAGUGCUCAGAAGAGCAGUGACACGAUUGACCUGGCAGGCGACUCAGUGAGGUUCACCCCCUGUAGCCCUUCAAGCCCUGACUUUACCACGUGGUCCUGUUCCAAAUGCACCCUAAAAAACCCCACCCUUGUGCAGAAGUGCAAGGCCUGUGGCUCCUCCAAGCUGCACGGCUUCCAGGAGCAUGGAGUGCAGAGUGAAUCAGCCCCCAAGUGUCCCGACUGUGGCAUUGACAAGGGGAGCUGUGCCUCUUGCAGCAGCAAGGCCCCGUCAGCCCGCAAGGUGGCCUGCCUCUUCCCCUCUCAGCCACCCUUGGUCCAGGAUAGGCUGAACCAGUGGCCAUGCCCUGCUUGCACCCUGCUCAAUGAACUGAAGGCCAAGCAUUGCGUGGCCUGCCACACUCCCCAGCAGUACAUGACCCAGCGCAAGGGUGCCAAGCCACUCAAGAGGCGGGAAAGCAUGCAUGUGGAGAAGAGGCGGCAGACGGAUGAGGGUGAGGCCAAGGCCCUGUGGGAAAACAUCGUGACUUUCUGUCGGGAGAACAAGGUGAAUUUUGUGGAUGACAGUUUCCACCCCGGGCCCAAAUCCGUAGGGUUCCCGGAUGGGGACAGUGUCCAGCAGAGAGUGAAGCAAUGGCUGCGGCCUCAUGAAAUCAACUGCAGCAUCUUCAAGGACCAGUCUGUCAAGUGGUCGGUGUUCCGGACACCCCGGCCCUCGGACAUCCUGCAGGGACUGCUGGGAAACUGCUGGUUCCUGAGUGCACUGGCAGUGCUGGCAGAGCGCCCCGAGCUGGUGGAGAGGGUCAUGAUCACACGGACACUGUGCCCAGAGGGGGCCUACCAGGUGCGACUUUGCAAGGAUGGCACGUGGACCACAGUGCUGGUGGAUGACAUGCUGCCAUGUGAUGAGUGUGGCUACCUCCUCUUUUCCCAGGCCCAGAGGAAGCAGCUGUGGGUAGCCCUCAUUGAGAAGGCUCUGGCCAAGCUACAUGGUUCGUACUUUGCCCUCCAGGCAGGGCGUGCUAUUGAAGGCCUGGCUACGCUAACCGGCGCCCCUUGCGAGAGCCUGAUGCUGCAGGUCAGCUCCACUAACCCUCGCGAGGAGCCCAUUGACACUGACCUCAUCUGGGCCAAAAUGCUGAGUUCUAAGGAGGCUGGGUUUCUAAUGGGCGCAUCCUGUGGUGGCGGAAACAUGAAGGUGGAUGACGCGGCCUACGAGAGCAUGGGCCUUCGCCCACGGCAUGCUUACUCCAUAUUGGACGUACGGGACGUGCAAGGCUUCAGGCUCCUACGGCUCCGUAACCCUUGGGGCCGUUUCUCCUGGAAUGGUGACUGGUCCGACGAGUGGCCUCACUGGCCAACACACCUGCGACAUGAUCUGAUGCCGCACGGGAGCAGCGAGGGCGUCUUCUGGAUGGAGUACAGCGAUUUCAUCAGGUAUUUCGAUUCAGUGGACAUCUGUAAGCUGCAUUCAGACUGGCAUGAGGUUCGAGUGCAGGGCACCUUCCCCAACAAGGCCAGCGGGCCUGUCACAGUGACCUCACUGACAGUGCUGGAGCGUGCCACACUGGAGUUUGCCCUUUUCCAGGAGGGCAGCAGGCGCUCUGACAUGAUGGACAGCCAUUUGCUAGACCUGUGCAUCAUGGUGUUCCGGGCCACAUUCACCAGUGGGAACAAACUGAGCCUGGGCCGGCUGAUGGCGCACAGCAAGCGGGCAGUGAAGAAGUUUGUGAACUGUGAUGUCAUGCUGGAGCCUGGAGAGUAUGCAGUUGUGUGCUGUGCCUUCAACCACUGGAACACAGCCUCCGCCCAGGUCUCUAGCCCCACCAGCAGCAGCGGGCGCCCCCCAACCGACUACUCCAGCUACAUCCUGGCCAUCUACAGCUCCCGCCUGGUGAUGGUGGAGCAGAUUGAAGCACAGCCCACCACGCUGGCCGAUGCCAUCAUCCUGCUGACAGAGAACAAGGGCGAACGGCAUGAGGGCCGUGAGGGGAUGACCUGCUACUACCUGACGCACGGCUGGGCAGGGCUCAUUGUGGUGGUGGAGAACCGGCACCCCAAGUCCUACCUACAUGUCCAGUGCGACUGCACAGACAGCUUCAAUGUGGUGUCCACGCGGGGCAGCCUGAAGACCCAGGACAGUGUGCCACCUCUGCACCGGCAAGUGCUGGUGAUCCUCUCCCAGCUGGAAGGCAACGCUGGGUUCUCCAUCACCCACCGCCUGGCGCACCGCAAAGCCACCCAAGCUUUUCUUAAUGACUGGAUGUCUACAAAAGGGACCCACAACCCACUGCUCACACCUGAGGUGGCUGGGCUGCACGGACCCCGGCCACUAUGACAAAUGGCCCAGCCUUCCCCACCCUUCUUCUGCUUCUGCCUUUUUGCUUUAAUCAAGUCCCUGGCCCCUUUGGCUUCAGGCUUCUUCCCCAGCUGGCAUUACUGAGCCACUGCAGGGGUGGAGGCAGGAGCGCGAGCCUCAUGCCAAGCGCCUUGCCUUAUGCCUGCUCUACUUCCAUGGGGUGGGCUGGGGCUAAGGAGGACUCAGGACCCCCCUGGCUUCCUCCCUGUAUCUGCACACCCCUUCUUCCUCACCAACUCACGCACUUUACGAGGAGCCGUCAGGAGUGCGGGAGCAACAGCGUGGCUUGAAUCAUGGCAAUCUCAGGAUCUGGGCCCUCCCCACUGGAGUCCAGGGCCUCUCAUCCCCUUCUCCACCCCUUCUCAUGGGAAGGAUCGCUGCCACUCACCAGGAAGAAGUCUGGGCACCUUGGCAAGACUUGGAGAGGGGAGUCGGUAGGACAGGUCCCUCCCCUCCCCCAUGGCAUGCUCAGGACUCAGCCCCCUUUCCUAGUGUCAGAACCCUAAGGCUGUGAAAAAUAUACCUCUGACCAACUUUUGUCCAUCUGUGUGAACCCCAGUGCCCAGCUGGUAUUGCUGUGCAAGAGAUCAGCUGGGUGCCACUCUAAAGUAGGGUUACCAAGGCUGAAUUGGUCCUGCAGAGCUGACUGGAGUGUUGGACAUCCCAAGAGGCUGGGGAAUGUGGGCUGGAGCUGUGUCAGGGUCAUGGGGAAGUGGGAGGAUGUGGAAUGGAUGCGGGGGGAGGUUGCUGCAGCUGUGUAUGUGUGGUAUUGCCCUCCCCAGCCAGGCUUGUGGAAUAGGAGGGCGUCAGUCCCUCUGUCUAGGGCUGGCAGGCUGGUGGCUGAGGGCAGGGACAAAGCGCUCAGGCUGGGAUUGAACACACCCAGUGUGAUAGAAGAUACUGGGAAGUUCCUUUUUCCCCAAACAGCUGUGCCCUGCAGCUGGGGCCUUCUGCCUCAAAGGCUUGUGGAACUUGUAGUUCUCUUGUCCCCUAGCCACGAUCUGUAUCCUUGGAGGCAACUUCUUCGUAGUGGGCAGGAGUUGGAGGCUGCUUGUUACUGCUGGGAAGGCAGCUGAUUCACAGCAUCUUGUACCAAAAAUCGCAUCGAGCAGCCCUUUCCUCUGUUGUGCUGUGGGCUAUGGGGCAGAUGAGGGGCUCCUGCCUCUUGGAGUGUGGGGUGGCCCGCCUCCAGCCCAGUGCCAGCAAGGGCACUUCAACUCAUUACUAUGCAACUGUGACCACCAAGCACAGCACUAGGAGAGAAGCCACGAGCCCUGAGCUGGAGAACCACUGCCCCCAUUCACAUGCCCUGCUUCCUCUGGCUCCUCCAUAUCUGGCCUCAGCCCCAGGUGGAGGGGAUAAGGGUUCCUUCCAAGCACCGCUGGGCCUCUGCUCCCUGGUGGCUGAGUUGCAUUCACCUGCCAGGUAAAAGCAGUCUGGGAAUGGGGCCAGUGUGAGAGCCCAGUUGCAAAGACCCAGUACAGGGCUUGGGCUCUCCAGGGCUGUUGAUGCCAGCCUGGGUCAGUGGGUGUGGGGCAGAGGGAUGCAGGUACAGGGUAGCGGGUACAGGGUUUCCAGCCAGCAUGUGGGGCUCAGACACAGGGUUGGGGGUUGCAGUUUUCCCAAGUCUCAGGGCCUGGACUCAGCCCCAGUUUAACACAUUGCUGUGCACUGUUCUAGAUGUGUUUUGUAUAAUCACUUUGAGGAAUCAGCGGGAUCUAGCUCAAUCUGCCAGUGCUUUGCUGACAGAUCUAGUCCCUCCCAGGCCCCCUUCCCCCUGAGGUAAACCUUGCACCUGCCGGCAGGGCCAGACAUCUGCCCAGGCAGGACCUGGGCUCUGUGAGGCAGGAGCGUUGUGAGCCCAAUGGGAGCGGAGGCCGAGGUUCACUGGGUGGGAGAAAAGCCAGCAGUACAGGCAGUUCCUGUGGGCUAAAUCCUGCUCCCAUGGAAGUGAAUGGACCUCAGGGGCUGCUGGGGGUGCAGCCUGCUGGUGAAAUGUACCCGGCCAGGGGGCCCAUGCUGCCACCUCUUUGUCCAGCUGGGUCCUAUGCACAUGCUGUCAGUGACGGGGUGGACCUAUUCCUACCUGGGAUGGGAUGGAUGGGAGCCCCUCACCAUUCACAUGGAAUGGAGGAGUGGGGAGGGUGUCUGUGCAGUGCACAGGGCAUGGCUAAAUGGGGCCAUGCCUCUCCCUUAUAACACAAGUCCUUUGGCAUUAAAAUCUUGGGGGGUUGCAGUUCUUAUUUAAGCUUUGCUGUAACCUCCACUCGGGCUCCUGGGAAAUGCAGGAGGUCACUUGGGCAGGGCAGGGCUGGAAGCCCUUGUAAGGAGAGGCAGGUCAGUUUUGCUCUCUGUUCUUUCCUUCCUUCAGUCUGAUUUCUGUAGAGGUCCUGAGCUCCUGCCCCUGCUCUCAGUCCCCAGGCAGGCAGCCAGGUGCCCUGGGCCCUGGCUUGCUUGCAUCAAGGGAUUCCCUAUAGGACUGCGUAAGAGGGUGAGGCCUGCACAGUUGGGUCCCAGGCUGCUUGCACCCCAUGGGUCUCCCCCAAACCAGCGCUCUGCCCUGGGAGAUGGCAGCUCCAUCACUCUACUUUGGAGACCAGGCUGGGGGCAGGCUGAUGUUCUUAUGGGCAUGGGCAGGGGCUGCCAGUGCCAAGGUUUUAUUCUGCCCUUCCUUUGGACCCUCAGUGUUGUGUUUCCCCUCUAGAUGCCUCAGUUCUGUGGCAAGCAUAGGGCACAUCUCCCCGUCCUCUUGUGUUCACCCCCACCUCCUGUUCACUGGGAUGGGGGUGACUCAGACUGGGGGUGCCCUGUGAGGAGUCCUCCUCCUACAUCUGUCUGUUGCCCCUCGGGCCCUGCUGGUCCCUAGGAAACGGAUCGGCCGAGCCAAGCUGUGUUUGUACUUUUCUUUGUCAGCCUGUCUUCUCCCCUUCCCCACUUGGAUAUUUUUUGUCCUUUUUUUCUCUCUGGUUCUGUCAUUCUCUUUCUGAGCUGUGAAUAUUUUUAACCCUGUAAAUACUGUCCAGCCCUUAUGAAACAUAGGCUAUUUUAUCAAUUGUAAAUCAAAUCCGUAAUCCCUGUAUGAUAUGAAUUAUCCAUGGAUGGUUUUCAAACUCAGGUUCCGAUGGACCAAAUAAAGUUUUGUUUUUUAAUUAA
Alligator mississippiensis (American alligator) is the source of this 9562-nucleotide messenger RNA. It is a transcript of the gene CAPN15, whose product is annotated as calpain 15. Gene Ontology annotation, cellular component: cytoplasm. NCBI's taxonomy places the organism in Eukaryota, Metazoa, Chordata, Crocodylia, Alligatoridae. Gene Ontology annotation, molecular function: calcium-dependent cysteine-type endopeptidase activity. Gene Ontology annotation, biological process: proteolysis. The transcript is spliced from 12 exons. The record is from RefSeq and is a predicted model, not a curated record. Bases 2921 to 6388 code for a protein of 1155 amino acids.